CGUGAAUUGGGAGGAUCAUCCGGAUGACCAAAAUAAAGUUGUGGAGAAUAUGAAGGAUGAAACAGAGACACAUGAGACCAACAAGAACAGGACAGGAGGCAAGGCUAAACGUAAGUCCAGUGGCCGUGCCAAGAAGACUUCAAUGGAGGAGGACAGCAGCAUUGGUGCAGAGUCUUCUCAGACACCCGGGUGUGGUUUCCGGGAAAGGGGAUCUAUCAUUGAGCAGCUGGAGAAGGAGGCUCAGAGGACUCUAAUGCCUUCUCUCAAGAUUGGGACAUGCUGUGCCCCAAUCCUCCUCUCUUUCCUGAGGAGUCUAACUGAUGACCAAUGGAGAGUGAUUCAGCAUGGCAUGAAAAAUAACCUGACAUUCGAGCAGCUCUCCAUGAUGUGUCUGAAGAUUGUUAAGGUCGUGACCCAGACAGCCCUCCGCAUUCUCCUACCAGCGCUAGCUCGUAUCAUGGGGGUGAACCUGAGGAGUGGGGCAACCUCCCCAGAAUCCCCGUGCUCUCUGACAGGGUCUGAGGAUUCCUUAGGCAGUCUGGAUGAGAGAGAGAAAAGGCUGCUGAUCAGUGAGAUGAACUACUGGACUAAGGAGAGGAGGAGGAAUGGCAGUGCAGGGUGCCGCCAAAAAUCCACUGGCAGAACCUCAUCAUCAUGCUGGUCGCCUAAGAGCGUUCCAAGAGAGGAAACAAAAAGGACUGCCAUUCAGUCCAGGAACAGACUGAGAUUCCCUCUACUGAUGGACAUUGCAUAGCUCCAGUUGGAGAGGUUUCUCCCUCCAUAUCUCAGCCUAUCAAAAAACGAUCCUUGAUUGUCAGGGUCUUUUCAGCAAUGAUGAAGCCAUUCAGGCGCUUCACCAAGAAGAACCUGUAACCUGUUACGCUGCAUGAACAACUACUUUUGUAACAGCAAGACUUUUGACAAGAGGAAUUUCUGCAUGUUUACCCUUUCAAAGUCUAUUUGAUCAAAUAAAUGCAAAUUAUUUUACAAGA
This is a messenger RNA of Salvelinus fontinalis (brook trout), 992 nucleotides long. RefSeq lists its product as uncharacterized. The record is from RefSeq and is a predicted model, not a curated record. The transcript has 7 exons. The coding region runs from base 50 to 754 and encodes 234 amino acids. NCBI's taxonomy places the organism in Eukaryota, Metazoa, Chordata, Actinopteri, Salmoniformes, Salmonidae.